This is a messenger RNA of Prorocentrum cordatum, 876 nucleotides long. NCBI's taxonomy places the organism in Eukaryota, Dinophyceae, Prorocentrales, Prorocentraceae. The record is from the annotation of a GenBank genome assembly.
AUGCAAGUGGCUCACGGGACGGGUUGCCGCGCAGGCGAUCCAAGGAGGAGCAGGGCGCAGAGGACGGCCGCUGUGCGACGGGCUCGGGAGAGCGCGGAUGCUGCCAUACGACACCUCCAGGCCCAGCUGGCCACGGCGAAGCUGGUCAUCGCGCGGCUGGAGAUGGAGUCGCGGGCCUUCCGCGUGGAAGUCACUGACGAGCUGCAGGCGCGGCUCAUGCUGAUUGCUCCCGCGCUGCAGGCCCAGAUCCACGACGUCGAGGUGCCCAUCGUCGUGCGCAUGAGGCGCAACGCGGCCGCCCAUGUUUUCGAUGUCCCCGCGGUGGCUAUCGCGGAGACGUCUCAGCGAGAGCUCAACGCCAUGCAGCGGAGCCGCUCCUGGGCGUGCGGUUCUGGUGCGGAGGCUCGUGCUCCAGGCGUGUGGCAGCCCCUGGGCCCCUCCGCCGUGGUCGAGGCCGCAGCCGCGCCGACCGUGGAGGUGCCGUUCGUGGAGUCGGCCAUGCGCGAGGUUUCGCCUGUGUUCGUCCCCGUGGCGAACGCUUGGGAGCCGCUGCCACCGCCUCCCGCGGGCCCUGCGGCAAUCAUCGGGCCCCUGUGGGGGAUGACUGCCCUGCCCGCGGCCGCGGCCCCUGCCGCUGCUGCACAUCGCGACGCUGAUGGUGAAGGUCCUGGCGCCGCUGCUCGCGCGUGGGUGCCCGCGGGCUUGCCGCGCGACCCUGGCGAGGGGCUGCUUUUCGCCAACGGCUCGGCUGCAGCAACGGACCCCUCUACAUCCACGCCUUCAGCUAAAGGGUUGUCGCUUUCUCGAGUCGUGGCCUGCGACUCCGAGGAUGACGGUUUGCUGAACGAGUACGACCUCUCCGACUUCGAUGUUUAG